This is a messenger RNA of Durusdinium trenchii, 1299 nucleotides long. The record is from the annotation of a GenBank genome assembly. Lineage: Eukaryota; Dinophyceae; Suessiales; Symbiodiniaceae.
AUGCCGACUUUGGAAAUUGCUUUGCUGAGCGGCCGCAGCUGCUGCUUGACUGUGGAGCCUGAAGAGACUAUCUGGGCCUUGAGGGACCGUGCGCAGAAGGAGCUGGGUGUUGGAAUUUCGGUCUGGCUCAACUCGCGGACUGGCAAAGCCUUGAAAAGGUUCUCCACCGUGGCUGCCGAAGGCCUCCAGGACGGAGACCUGGUGACGGCCAGCGCGCGCCAGGCGAAGCUGACGUCCAACCACCGAUUCUCUCGCGUCUUGGCUUUGAUUCGACCAAAUGGGUCAGUUGUCACAUGGGGUCAUCCUCAAGGUGGAGGUGACUCUGAACUGGUUCAACGUACCCUGGCGCUUCGAGAUGUGAUACAGAUUCAGGCCACGGCGAGCGCCUGUGCAGCUCUCCGCGAUGAUGGCACAGUGGUAACAUGGGGCCGGAAACGUUUCGGGGGCGACAGCCUUUGGGUUCAAGGGCAGCUCCGAGAGAUCCAGAAGAUCCAGGCAACCUCGGGCGCCUUCUGCGCACUACGUGCCGAUGGGAGCACUGUGGCUUGGGGAUCGGUCCGCCAUGGGGGCGACAGCAAGGUGCAGCUGGCAAAUGUGAAGGACAUUGUGGCCACUCAAGGCGCCUUCGGAGCUUUGCAGGCUGAUGGCCAUGUGAUCACUUGGGGCCGACAUCGAGCAGGUGGAAAUGCUGAGCUGUGCGAUGUUGAGCUUCUGUGCGCUGCUGCCUUCUCCUUUGCGGCUUUGCGCUCUGACGGCCUGGUCCAGCUUUUGGGCGCGCCAAGUGCUGUGGACUUGGGAGAGGUGUCGAGCCUGGUGGCCUCGGCCGAGACCUUCGCCGCCUUGCGAAAGGAUGGGAGCGUUGCACUGGUGACUGCUCAGAACAGUGAGACUGUAAGACUACUUGAAACAAAGUAUGCUCUUCGCGAGAUUUGCACCUCUGCCUUUGCCUUUGCGGGCAUCACGAAUGAGAGCACGGUGGUUGCUUGGGGUGCUCCCGAGUUUGGUGGAGACUCGAGUGGUGUGGAAGCGCAGCUGAAGGAGGUGAAGCAGAUUUGCGCCACGGAAUCGGGCUUUGCUGCCCUACGGCAGGAUGGCCUUGUGGUGAGCUGGGGGACAAAAGGUGGAGAUAGCCAAGAGGUGCGACAUUUGCUGAAGGAUAUUCAGCAAAUUGAGAGCAGCAGCGGUGCUUUCGCAGCUAUUCGGGCUGAUGGCUUGGUCGUGACUUGGGGCCAAGCAGAUGCAGGUGGUUCGCCCAAUGGAAGGGUGAAAGAGCAACUCCGGAAUGUGCACGAGCUGUAA